This is a messenger RNA of Aspergillus pseudonomiae, 844 nucleotides long. RefSeq lists its product as uncharacterized. The transcript has a single exon. The coding region runs from base 340 to 768 and encodes 142 amino acids. Lineage: Eukaryota; Fungi; Ascomycota; Eurotiomycetes; Eurotiales; Aspergillaceae. The record is from RefSeq and is a predicted model, not a curated record.
GUACAGAGUACAGUAUUCGGUACUACGUAUCGUACUGUACACACUCCCGAAGAAGCACAAGUAAGACAUGUAUGUAUGUACCCAAGUCCAUUACUCAGACAGGCCUUGUUGCUGCUCGGUUGCUUUAAUACCUCGUAUAUAUCUAUUUUUAAAUUGUUGAUUUAUGAUUAUUGUUUUUGUUUCCGAAACAUGGAAACUCAUCCAAUGAUCGUUUUUCUUCUCUCAGGAGGUCUAACCGUCGUGGUGGUCAACCAUUGACGGCUAUGGUGAGCUGUUCGAUGACAACUGCUUUUAGAUGAUCAUUGACUUUUGGACGGAUCAAGUGUUAAUCUUGCCUGUAUGAAUCAUGAUUGGAUGGCGGAUUGCUUUACCCUGCAAAAUCCAAUGAUCCUGCACGACUCUGUCGGGGUUGAAUGGCAGUUCUUGAAUAGUGCCGUCGGAGGUUUGCUGCAGCUUUGCAACAUGCAUCCUCAUUGUUACCGACUGGAGCCAACAUGGUCUUGCUCGUUCGAGAUUGUUGAGCACUCAACCUCUCCCGGCAUCAAAGGUUGCAUUAUCAUGGCUUGUUUAUCUUCCUUGCCUGUGCCCGCCCCUUUCUUUCUUUCUUUCGUUUUUUUUCUUGACUUUUACCGCCAGCGAAUACUCUGUACAUUUGACUACGUACAAAGGAUUUUACAUUCCUCCCUGCUGGAGAAUUGUGUAAGGGGGUACGGGAUAGUAUCGUGUGCUGGUCAAGGCGUGGGCUCUGCAAGUGUAAUUCUGCAUUGAGUGGAGACAAGAGGUCAAUGAAAAAAAAAAAAAGAUGUGACGGCGGUUCACGCCCUAAUUGCUGCACGUACCUGGG